Messenger RNA from Eucalyptus grandis, 690 nucleotides. Its product is annotated as adenosylhomocysteinase-like. The record is from RefSeq and is a predicted model, not a curated record. Gene Ontology annotation, molecular function: adenosylhomocysteinase activity. Lineage: Eukaryota; Viridiplantae; Streptophyta; Magnoliopsida; Myrtales; Myrtaceae. Gene Ontology annotation, cellular component: cytosol. Bases 1 to 690 code for a protein of 229 amino acids. The transcript is spliced from 3 exons. Gene Ontology annotation, biological process: L-methionine cycle.
AUGGCGUCGCCAGUGGAGAGAACCGCCAGCGGCCGCGAGUACAAGGUCAAGGACAUGUCGCAGGCCUACUUCGGCCGCCUCCAGAUCGGGCUCGCGGAGGUCCAAAUGCCCGCCCUCAUGUCCUGCCGCACCGAGUUCGGCCCCUCGCAGCCCCUCAAGGGCGCGAGGAUCACCGGCUCCAAAGGAACUGAGGCAAAGGGUUUGCUUAAGUAUGGCUUGGAAGUCAUCUAUAAAAAUGUUUGGCUCAAGGGGCUUUAUGUUAUUUUGAAUCGUGGUAGUGAUAUAAUUCAGUUUGUUCAGUUAGCGUGCGAAAGUUUUGAAUUACUAAAAGUCGAAGAGAAACUUCAAUCCUUGUUAUUCGUCACUGAAGAUGACUUGGUUCUGGAUGUUGGUUACCGAAUCUACAUGGCAAUUAUAGUGAAUAUGAUAGUUGAGGAACCAAAUAUGGAGAACAUAACCGUGGUACCGAAGUUUUCUAAGGUAUUUUCUAAAGAAUUGCCAGAUUUGCUGUCAGAAAGAGAAAUAGAGUUCGUGAUUGAAUUAGCUCUUGGAAUAGAGCCAAUCCCUAAGGCUCCUUACCGGAUGGCGUUGUCAGAGCUGAAAGAACUAAAGGUGCAGAUGCAUGAAUUGUUAGAUAAGGGAUUCAAACGUCCCAGCGCAUCACCUUGGGGAGCACCGUCCUGUUCAUGA